This is a messenger RNA of Lachancea meyersii CBS 8951, 1221 nucleotides long. NCBI's taxonomy places the organism in Eukaryota, Fungi, Ascomycota, Saccharomycetes, Saccharomycetales, Saccharomycetaceae. The record is from the annotation of a GenBank genome assembly.
AUGCCGAUAAACAGUAAGAUGAGAGAUGAAUCUCCGUUCGACAGACACGACAGCUCUGUCGACGCUUCGGACUAUUUCUCAGCUGCCUCUAGUAUUGGCGCUGGUCCCCGUGAUACUGAGCUUGUAUGCGACUCGCAAGAAUCCGAUGUCUUGACUGAUCAGAAGCAUCAUUUGAAUGAUAAUUUGAGCCUUUCCGAAUCAUUGAGCAGCGAAUCAGAAUUGGAAGAUCCCUUGCAGGACUUGGGGAUAUUCUCAGGCAUAAGUGGUCCAAAAGCGGACAUAGAUAUAGCUCGCGAGUCGCAUUUUGUAGAGUUUGAAACUGGGACCCAUUUCGAUGAUAACAUAGUGGAAAGGUUAGAUAGAUUUGAACAGCUCACCAAGACGCUCGAUGCAGCUGAAACGGAACUGCCGAAGCCCAGAGAUGUUAUUGAAGAGAAUUACCACCUACUCUUAUCUAUAUUCAAGCACGAAGUGCCGGAUGCAUAUCUCGAAAUGGUAGCCCAUGAAAACAGCGACAGCCAGCGAUUUCGGGAUUGGCACUUCCUUAUUGAGGAUACUCGAGUUGUACGACCCGAUGCGUGGGAAAUGUUUUUGAACUCUGAAAUGAAACCCUCGAAGAGGUCGCUAAGAGCCCUACUGCGAUCCUUCGGGGCCGUUAAAUUCAUGCCAGAGAAUACGGAAGGCAUAAACACCCAUAUGUACGAUACUCUGAACCAUUUGGAGUCUGUGGAGUGGAUGUGCUACGAACUUGAGAAGUAUGUGAACAGUAGUGGAUUUACUAGAACCUUCAUUCGCUUCAUUCUGGACCGAAACGUCUACAAUUCGGCAGAGUGCACCGUUACUUGGUGCUCUCGUAUCUAUGACCAGCUUUGCGAAAAGUACUUUCUGCAAGUGUAUUUGGAACUUGUAGAUCGGGAAGAAUACAUGCUCCACCUACGCAUAUCACAACAAAUUCCAGAGUUUCAUAGUGUUUUACUCGAUGAGCUAUUUCCUGAAAACGGCCCACAAACAACCAUUGAGAUCUUUAACGCGCAUUUGGGCUCGAAGAACUACCUUAAAAUGCUUUAUUGCGUAUUGUUCUUAUACGGUACUGACGCGUUUCCCGCGCCUGGUAGUGACCAAUCGUUGCUGGUGAAAAAACGAAUACAGAGUUUGGGUGUGGAUGCUGAGCAACCUGAGCUCGUAUUACUACGAAGUUAUGUGAAUUUGCUUACAAUGUAA